Messenger RNA from Hippoglossus stenolepis (Pacific halibut), 5003 nucleotides. It is a transcript of the gene cry1b, whose product is annotated as cryptochrome circadian regulator 1b. Bases 753 to 2450 code for a protein of 565 amino acids. The transcript is spliced from 11 exons. The record is from RefSeq and is a predicted model, not a curated record. Gene Ontology annotation, cellular component: cytoplasm; nucleus. Gene Ontology annotation, biological process: circadian regulation of gene expression; negative regulation of DNA-templated transcription; entrainment of circadian clock by photoperiod. Gene Ontology annotation, molecular function: FAD binding; DNA binding. Lineage: Eukaryota; Metazoa; Chordata; Actinopteri; Pleuronectiformes; Pleuronectidae.
UGUGCACGCCCCCCCCUUCAGUCAACUUCUCUAUCCGACACGUUUAUGAGUCCGUUUUUAAUCUAAAGUGAACCCUGGGUGCAGAUAUUAAGAAAACACGAGUGGAUAAUGACGUUGGUGUGAUUUUUUAACGAAGGCGCAGACGACACAAGGAAACACGUUACAGAAACGUGACGGACAUAAAGUUGCAUAAUGGCUGGAUCUGACCAAUCAGAGCGCUCCGUUCCUCGUCACGCGUGGCCGACGACUUCAGCAGGUAGAGGAAAUAACUCGUUUCAAAGUGUUGCAGGUUUAGAGUCAAUGUAGACUUUGCGUGGACGUGCGGGAACAAACCGGAAGUGUCCGCGCGGUGAUUUGUGUUACGGGGGUUUCACCAAAGUUAGAAACCUGCCGGUGACUGGACAUGUUUCUAUUCUGAACUUAAUAACGUAAAAUUGCUUGCGUUGCUAGUUGACGAGUAUCGGGAGUUGUCGUGUUGUUUUUGCGUCUGUUUGUUGUUUUUUGCGUGGUCUCCUGCUGUCCACACAUGCAGCUCAUUCUGUGGAUACGUUCACGCAGGAAGCUUAAACCAUAAACCCGUCAACGCUUCUUCACAAACCACGUUAACAACACUGAUCCGUCCUCGGAUGGUAAUGGACACCUGAUUAUUUUUCUACAGUGUCAACGCAAGAGGGCGCCAUUUUUUUGUUGGUGUGUGUGUGUGUGUGUGUGUGUGAGGGAACCCCACCAGUAAAAAGAGGAACGCAGGCGACAUGGUGGUCAACUCCAUCCACUGGUUCCGGAAGGGACUGCGGCUGCACGACAACCCGUCCCUGAGGGACUCCAUCCGCGGGGCUGACUCCCUGCGCUGCGUCUACAUCCUGGACCCCUGGUUCGCAGGCUCCUCCAGCGUGGGCAUCAACAGGUGGAGAUUUUUGCUGCAUUGUUUGGAGGACUUGGAUGCCAGCCUGCGCAAACUCAACUCCCGCUUGUUUGUCAUAAGAGGCCAGCCUACCGAUGUCUUCCCUCGUCUGUUUAAGGAAUGGCAGAUCACAUGUUUAUCUUAUGAAUAUGACUCUGAGCCUUUUGGCAAAGAGCGUGAUGCCACCAUUCAAAAACUGGCCAACGAGGCUGCGGUGGAGGUUCUGGUGCGGGUUUCACACACCCUCUAUGAUCUGGACAAGAUCAUAGAACUCAAUGGCGGUCAGACUCCUCUCACCUACAAGAGCUUCGAGGUUCUCAUCAACUGCAUGGAUCCUGUGGAUGUGCCUGCAGAGACAAUCACAUCUGAGGUCGUUAGAAAAUGUGCCACGCCCAUUGGAGCAGACCAUGAUGUAAAGUUUGGGGUGCCCUCUCUGGAAGAGCUUGGAUUUGAGACAGAGGGCCUGAGCACAGCAGUGUGGCCAGGUGGAGAAACAGAAGCUCUCAUGAGACUAGAGCGGCAUCUGGAGAGGAAGGCAUGGGUGGCAAACUCCGAGUGUCCACGUAUGAAUGCGAACUCCCUGCUGGCCAGUCCCACAGGGCUCAGCCCCUACCUGCGCUUUGGGUGUCUCUCUGCUCGUCUCUUCUACUUCAAACUCACAGAUCUUUAUAGGAAGGAGAAGGAAAACAGCAAGCCGCCACUUUCCUUUUAUGGGCAGCUGCUGUUGAGGGAGUUCUUCUAUACGACUGCCACCAACAACCCCUGCUUUGACAAGAUGGAGGGAAACCCUGUGUGUGUCCAGAUCCCUUGGGACAGAAACCCAGAGGCGCUGGCCAAGUGGGCAAAGGGACGGACGGGCUUUCCCUGGAUAGACGCCAUUAUGACCCAGCUAAGGCAGGAGGGGUGGAUCCAUCAUUUGGCCAGGCGUGCCGUGGCCUGCUUCCUCACGAGGGGAGACCUGUGGAUCAGCUGGGAGGAAGGCAUGAAGGUCUUUGAGGAGUUGCUGUUGGAUGCAGAUUGGAGUGUGAAUGCUGGCAGCUGGAUGUGCUUCUCCUGCAGUUCAUUUUUCCAGCAGUUCUUCCGCUGUUACUGCCCUGUGGGAUUUGGACGACGCACAGACCCCAACGUCGAAUACAUAAGGCGUUACUUGCCCAUAUUGAGAGACUUUCCAGCCAAAUACAUCUACGAUCCCUGGAGGGCCCCAGAGGAAGUGCAGAAAGCAGCCAAGUGUAUCAUCGGAGAGCACUACCCCAAGCCCAUGGUGAACCAUGCUGAAGCCAGCCGCAUCAACAUUGAGCGGAUGAAGCAAAUUUACCAGCAGCUUUCCUGCAAUAGAGGACUGGGCCUUCUGGCAACAGUACCUGCCAAUCCACACAAUGGUGCAAGUGGCAGUAACAUGGGGACCGGUCGAGGUCCAGGAGGGUCCUCUGAAGAACUGUACAGUCAGAAGGGAACUUCUCCAACAGAAAGAAGACAGUUGACGCAGAAGCGGCGCUGUGAAGAGGCUCCAUCUGGAAACAGCUCUAAAUCCUGGAGGCAGAGCAAGUAGACGAUGGGCAAGAGACGGUAUACAAAGGGUGCCUCUGUCGCUAUGCUCUCAUAGCAUUCGCUCCCGCUGUGCCCUCAGCUAACACACAGUAACUGUAGCUAACAACCACGAAGAAGAACAAAUGUGCUGCUGGAGUUCAAUGGAGCUGGUUUGUCUGAAGAACUCAUUUCAGAUAAUAGCGUUGGUUGUCAUUUAAGAUCAUCACAUGUUGGACUGGACAGUCGGCACAACGCGUCUCGGUCUGCAGAUGCAGACGCGUCACACAUCUCAGGCACAGAGGAAGGAAUUGAGACAAAUUGGUCAUAUUUGUGGGGGAAAUUAAAAGGAUCUUUGAAGUUUCGACAUGAAGGUGUUGUGAGGACAGCUCUUGUCUUCCACUGCCGCAGUGGUUCUCAAACUUUUUCGGACCUGCCCCCCCCCGCCCCUACAGAGGCUAAAAUACUUCUCGUCCCCAUUUGCCCCUCUCGCAUAUCUUGAUAAUACGCUCCAAAUAAAGCCCCAAGUCAUGUCACAUGGCGGCACAUGCAGGUUACAAGACAACUUAAUUAGCUGAAAAUCUGAAUAAUGUAAGAAGCAUUAUCCUUUAAAGAUAAACAUUAGUCACAGCUGGCUGGUCAUGAUGUAGCAAUAAGUGUUUAGCGUGUGGUUCAGUUGCUAAUAUUGACUUAAGGUUUGUGACUUAACUCGAGCUAGGACUUUAUUACCCAAAUAUUUUUGCUUUUUGGUCUGGAGAUGUAUGCGCUCUCUGAGUGCCCCUCUAGUUCAGUAACCUGACAGGUCUUUGACUGUAGGAGAGUCAAACACCAGCUAAAUACUGGCAAACAAAACAUUUUAACUUUUUUGUGUUACCAUGAAAAAGUGUAAAAUGGAAAAACUAUAAAAUGAAAUAAUAAACGUCUGUUCAUUGUGGGUGUAAUUACCCAGAUGACUCUAGAGUAGAGAGCAGUCACAUUGUAAAGGGUUCAAGUAUGUAACAAUACAAUGAUAAGAGUCAGUGGCAGUUGAUUAUUAACCAAACUGAUAAUGAAAUGAUGACAAAUUCAGGAUAAAAUCCCGGUGUAAAAGUUCUGUUUAGGUUCAUCAGUUACGAUUCUAGUUAAAUCAUAUAUCAUUUCCAUUCAACCCAAUAUCUUUCCCCUGGUCAUCCAGUGUCUCUCCCUCCAAGUGGCUCUAUAGCCCCUUUUCCUCUGGGCAAAAACCCCACUAACAUCUGGCUUUUGUCUGCGGUGGGAAUAGAUUCCAUGUGACCUCCACGAAGGAGGAGCACCCAGUUUGAGAACCACUGCACUCAAGUAUGUUUGACCUCCACACCUUAUUGUAAAAAACAUUUUGAUUGAUGGAAAUCUAAAGGUCUGUCUGACGUCCUCAUCCUGUGUUUGCACACCCACAUUAGGAAGGUUAGGGACAAUUGGAAGUCUUAUAUUUUGUAAAUAAUUAUUGCUUUUGAUUUCCAACUUUUGUAUAUUUGGUUAUGGAUUUUCACAGCUACCUUUUGUAAAUAAUGUGUCACCAAAACUCAAAGGUCCUACCGUGAAUGCAUGUGCUUUUGUCUCCAAUGUGAUUGUAAAUCUAUUAUUUUUCUAACUCUAUUGAGAUUACAAUGUAAGACGCAAACAUUGUUGUAUAUAUUUUUAUUUUCUUUCACUAUUAAUCAAAUGUUAUCUCUUCACAAAGGGAAUUCAUGUAAUUGUGAAAAAAAUUUUAAAAAGUUUUCAUGAAAUUAGUUUCUUUGCAAAUUUAACAAAUUAAAUAGUUUUGGUUUUGUUAAACAUUUGGAAAGGAACCUUAUCUCAGGGUCUCAACAGGCAGGGAUGGUACCUCCCAAGUACAAGGAGAGGUCACAUCUGAAUUCUUCUCAGUGGCUGAUAAGGUUUGUCCAUCUCAUUGAAGAUUCUGUCACAGCUCAUAUUUUUGGCCAAAGCAGAAAAACCCAAAUGGAUUUAACAUCAAUGUUACAGUUGUGAUUUUCCUGCUUUGACGAGCCAAACUAUCUGAUGUCCCAGGGGUUUAUUAUAGUAUCACAGAUACUGAUAAGUGUCGCAUUAUAAUGCGAAAUGUUAUAAAAAUGUGUUUUUUACAUAAGGUAUUUUCACAUUGUUAUAUAUGAACUUGUGUUAUCAUGGGAAAAAAAUCACUUUUAAUGUGAAAACCUCCUAUGUUGUUAAACAUGAAACCUUUUUACAUUAUAAUAUGCAAUUUGUUUGUAAUUACAUGUUUUUCCACAUAUUUUUUGCUUGUCAUACAAACUUUUCACAUUAAAAUGUUAUUUUUUCUCAUAACAUGUAAAUGUUCCUAUAUUUUUUAACUGUGAUGUUUUACAUUGUUUCCUGAAAAGAUUUUUUGCAAUAACAAGCAUUCCACAUUAUAAAAGUUCCUAUGUUGUCAAAACAUGAAACAUUUUACACAAUGUGAUAAAUAGUGUAAUAAUGUGAAACAUUUCUUGUUUUAGUGGGAUAAGUUUUUAUGUUUCAAUAAUGUAAAUGUCAUGUUAUAAAGUUGAAUUAUAACAUGAAACGCAUCUUGUUAUUACAAUAAACUUUUUAUAAUACGAUA